Molecule: messenger RNA, 1248 nt
Organism: Penicillium longicatenatum
Lineage: Eukaryota; Fungi; Ascomycota; Eurotiomycetes; Eurotiales; Aspergillaceae
Product: putative gelsolin repeat protein
Exons: 1
Coding region: 1-1248 (415 amino acids)
Biological process (GO): barbed-end actin filament capping; actin filament severing
Molecular function (GO): phosphatidylinositol-4,5-bisphosphate binding; actin filament binding
Source: RefSeq, a predicted model, not a curated record
AUGUCAGCGCCGUCUCUGGUUGCCCAGGCCGCGGAUGCCCGAGAUGUGAUCGGUGGUUUCUUCAAAACUUUCCCCAACCCGCGUGACCGAAUGGAUAUUGAUCCUCAGUUGGUGCUGGCGGGCAAACUUGAUGACACCAAGAUCCGCACUGUGAAACGUCAGAUCUGGGAAAUGACAGGCGAUGGAAAGAAGCAGGAGCUGCCUGUCAAUCAAGAGUACGUCCUGUACGAGGGGAGCAUGUAUGUGUGCGUACAUUUGUUUGAGGUAGAUGGUAACAACCAUGCCGAAGUCUACCUUUGGUGUGGUGACGACGUGUCAGAAGCAGCUCUGGACGACGCACAAUUGUUUGCCCGUAAAGUCUCUCGCGAGCAUAGCUGCAAGUUGCAAGUGAUUCGUCAGGGUAAAGAGCGCCUGCGGUUCAUCCAGGCCCUUGGUGGGAUCAUCAUCACUCGCCGUGGAUCUAGCUCCCGCUCUACUUCCUCUUCCCUGUACAUGCUUUGUGGACGCAAGCAUCUGGGGCAGAUGGCCUUUGAUGAAGUCGACUAUUCACUCCGCAACCUGUGCUCUGGUUUCCCAUUCGUGAUUUCGGCGCCCUUCGGCAAGCUUUAUCUAUGGAAGGGUAAGGGCAGCGGGCCCGAGGAAACCGGUGCCGCCCGACUGAUCAGCAUGGAUCUCGGGCUGACCGGUGAAUUUGAAGAAGUGUCUGAGGGUGAAGAGCCCGAGAACUUCUUUGAUGACUUCGCAGGCUCCAAUGAAGCAAACGCGCUUCUGACUUCCGACUACUGGAAAUUGAAGCCCAAGUUUGAUCAUUACCGGACCCGCCUUCUCCGGAUCGACCACGAGCUGGGCCAACCACCCCGUUUCUGGAUGCGCCGUCCUGGCUCUGGAUCCCCGACUGUCCGGCCCAACGAUACCGUCCAGGAGAUCGAACCCUUCUGUUACAGAGACUUGACAGAUAAAGAUGUCUACGUCCUGGAUACCUUCUUCGAGAUCUACGUUAUUGUCGGCGAACAAGCAUCACAAAAGUCCGCUGACUUCGCAUCUGCUGUGGUGUUCGCACACGAGUACGGUAUUCUCGCCGCCUCGCUCCAGGAUCGACCAUUUAUUCCGAAGAGUUUCGUUGCUCUUGGCGGUAUCCCAGACCGAUGCCAGAGUGCCUUCCGAAAAUGGGACGUGGCUUCUCUCCACGCUCCUUGCGUGUUCCCUCUUGAUGUGGCGAUCGAAGCCAUUCGCUCUCCGGCUGAAUAA